CAACCAAUCAAACUGAAACAAAUAAUUAUCCAAGUAAAUUAAAGUGACUUAUAAAAAACUAUAAUACAACAUAAAUCAAUCAUUCAGUUAUAAAUAUGUAGUUAUUAUCAUCUUUUACAUUAACUCCUGAGAUUUUAUCAACUCGGUGAUCAUGCGAGCUUUGAAAAAUUUUGAGUUACUUUCAAUCGUUGCGAUUUUUUCCAUUGUUAUUGUUGUCGGAGCUUCGUCACCUUUUCGCGCAAAUUUUCAACAUCUUUCGUCAGACAUACACGAAAGCACAGAUGUCUACAGAUUACCCAAUCAAGUGAUACCAGUUUCUUAUGAACUUAAAAUGGCUCCUGAUCUGAAGAGGUUUAUAUUCGCUGGCAAAGUGGAUAUAAAUGUUCAGGUGCAGUUUACAACUGAUCGAAUAGUUCUACACAGUAAAGGUCUCCAAAUACAAAACGUGAUGGUAAAAGAAACAAAAAAAUGCUUCAGUAAUGCGACAAUUGCAAUACCUGUAACGUAUAAAUUGGAUGAGAAAAAUGAGAUCCUCAUCAUACAGAAAAAGAAGAAGACUAGUGACAAAUUCAAAUCCAAUACGAAAUACAAAGUAUCGAUUAAAUUCAAUGGCAGGUUAGAGUCAGAUCCCAGAGGAUUUUAUCGUACUUCUUAUAAAAUGGAUAAUCAAACACGCUGGUUAGUGACAACUCAAUUUGAAGAAACUUAUGCUAGAAGAGCAUUUCCAUGUUUUGACGAGCCUCGUUUCAGAACUCCUUUCACUAUUCACAUUGCACGUCCAAAAAAUCACAUUGCUAUUAGUAAUAUGCCCAGUGAAACAGAUUAUUUGUUACCAGCAGACUCAAUGAGUAAUGGUCUCGGAUACGAGAAAUUUCAACCAACUCCACCAAUGCCGACGUACAUAGUUGCCUUCAUGGUAUCAGAUUUCAAACUGCUGAUUGAUCAAAAUCAAGAUCGCAGAAUACGCGUUAUUGCCAGACCUAAUGCUGUGAAAAAAGGAAGAUACGCUUUGGAACAGGCCAAUAAAUUGUUGACGUUUCUCGAAGGAUACCUUGGAAUUCCUUAUACUUUACCAAAAUUGGAUAUCGUAGCGGUGCCAAAUCACACGAGUGGAAUGGAAAAUUGGGGAAUGACCGUUUACGACGAAAAUUUUGUGAUAUUGGAUGGUAACGGUUCUGAAGAUCAGAAGAUUGAUAUAAGUGAAAUCAUAAGCCACGAAUUUGCACAUUUGUGGUUUGGAGAUUUGGUAACACCGGCUUGGUACGAUUAUACUUGGUUGAAAGAAGGAUUUGCGACUUAUUUUCAAUAUUUUGCGACUGCUGCAAUUGGGCCACCUACUUGGAAUCGUGAAGAGAUUUUUGUUGUUGAAACGACUCAAAUGAUUUUUUUGGAAGAAACUUCGUUCAAAUAUGCAUUAACACGGCCAGUACGAACAUUUCAAGGCAUUCAUGGCUCUUUCGACGACAUAAGUUAUCGAAAAGGUGCUAUUCUGAUCAGAAUGUUCGAAUUAAUGUUUUCUUCAAGUACAUUUCAAAACGCUCUGCGUAGGUUUCUAGAUGAUGGGCGGCGAAAUCAUAACGGGGUAGCAGUGCCCAAAAAUUUAUUCGAUGCAUUUGACAAACAGGUGGAAUUCGAUUCGUUGUCACAUCUUCCUCCUCAUGUGUACGCUUCCGACAUAAUGAGAACAUGGACCGAAAAUAUAGGAUACCCUUUAAUCAAUGUAACUCGUUCUUAUAAACGAGGAACAGCUGUGAUUCUACAGACACCAUAUCCCCUGAAAGUGCCAUCCGAUGAUUCAAGCAGAGAUCAAAAAUGGAUCGUCCCACUGACCUUCACAACAGAGUCCCAGCAGCAGUUUUCAAAUGUUCAACCAAAUUAUUGGUCAUUUGCGGACGAGCCUACAACACUAACCGGAUUUAAUAAUUCAGAGUGGAUUUUAUUCAACUUGAAACGAUCAGGAUAUUACAGAGUAAAUUAUGACUCGAAAAAUUGGCAACUCUUGAUCAAUCAGCUGAUGAAAAAUCAUAAGAAAAUACACGUCCUAAAUCGAGCUCAAUUAAUCGACGAUGUGUUUACUUUAGCCACUGAUCGAUUAAUCAAUUGCAAAAUAGCAGGUCGUUUGAUAAAAUAUUUGCAAAAUGAAACAAGUGUUAUACCUUGGUAUCCUGCCUCUGUAUGGCUUUUGAAAUUGAUAUCCAGUAAAAAAACGGACCCUGAAUCACAGAAAAUUCUCAAAAAACAAUUGAAAAAAUUCCUUAAAAAACCACUCAAAAUCAUCGGAUGCGCAUCAACAACAGAUGAUAAAAUCACGCGAACUGGGAAACAAGUAUUUUCAAUACUUCUGAAACAAGUAGGCAUAAAUAAGUGUGCAAGAAAACUGUUUCAAAUAUAUCAAAAAAAUUACAAUAAUUUAAACAAAAUUCCACAAAAUUUGAAAUGUGCAGUAUUUUGCAACGCUUUACGUUACUCUGAUGAGCCCAGGAAAAUUUACGAACAUUUAUGGCAUCAUUAUCAAAUAAGUAAUGAAAUGUACGAAAAGAAACAAAUUCUUGAAUCGAUAUUUUCUUGCACAAAUGACGAAGAAGUUAUCAUAAGCAUUUUAUCGAAAACAAUUGAUCCAGAAAUUGAAGAAAUUUCUCAGCAUGAUAUAUCGUUUAUUUUCAAAAAAUUCCCUUCAGAAAUACCAACGGUUACUGCGACCAUAAAAUUUGUCGAUGAAAAAGUUUCCAGUUUAUCCAACCUUGAUGAGAACUGUAUCAACUUUCUUAGAACUUUACUGAUUUCGAUCGAUUCAAAAAUCCAAACCGAAGAACAAUUGAACAUGAUUAAAAGUUUGGAAAUCAAAUUUGAAUCUCUAGAACAACAAAAAUACGUCGAAUACGUCAAGCUGGUUAAAAACCUGCGCACUAAUGCUGAGAAAAAAAUCAUAUUCAAAGAGUUGCUCCCGAAUAGAUGUUUGUUGUUGAAUAAAACUUCCGAAACUUCUGCAAUACGAGGGACAAUCUCAAAUAAUCUAUUCUGAUUUUGAAUUGAAUUUUUGUGAUCUCAAAGUUUUAUUGUUAGUACAUAUAGAAUAUUAUUUUAUUGAUAUUUUUGAAGCACAUACCUACUUUAUAAGUAAAUACGAGUAAGUUGGCUUUUGUAAAUUAAAUUGAUUGAAAGAUUUUUACAAUAGGUCGAGAUUUAAAUAAUAUUUCAACAAUUUCAAUCGUUUUUGUUAAUCCAAUUAAUUGUUUUGGCCUAUAGAUAGAUAUUUACCUAUUAUUUAGAUUAAUUGGU
Planococcus citri (citrus mealybug) is the source of this 3279-nucleotide messenger RNA. Its product is annotated as aminopeptidase N-like. Lineage: Eukaryota; Metazoa; Arthropoda; Insecta; Hemiptera; Pseudococcidae. The record is from RefSeq and is a predicted model, not a curated record. Gene Ontology annotation, molecular function: metalloaminopeptidase activity; peptide binding; zinc ion binding. Bases 152 to 3022 code for a protein of 956 amino acids. Gene Ontology annotation, cellular component: cytoplasm. Gene Ontology annotation, biological process: proteolysis; peptide catabolic process. The transcript has 13 exons.